CAAGCGCCCGCCUUCGUCUCACCCAAAAACCUCAGCCCUCGUUCACCACUCUCCAACACCCAACGCCUCCAAAUUCAAGUAAAAUCCCAAACCCCGGUUUCCAAGCACAAAUCCUCCAACAUGCCUUCAGGACAAGGAGCUGGAACAAAUCCUCUUCACAACAAAAAGCCUAAGAAGCAGGCCAAGGAGCUUGAUGAGGAUGACCUUGCAUUCAAGGCUAAGCAGCAAGCUGACAAGAAGGCACGAGAGGAGAUGGCUGGUAAGGCGAAGGGCAAAGGACCCAUGAACACUGGACAGCAGGGUAUUAAAAAGUCAGGCAAGAAAUAGGUGUGAUUGGGCUCGACGGAUUUGAUGGAUGCGGGGAGCCGGGAAUCAUGAUUAUACUAUGGGAGGCGCAUAUGUCACGAUGGGGUCUUCAUGGUAUAAAUGAACGAUAUACUAAUGAUGCCGAGUUUCUUCCCCCCAGACUCCUAUAGGGUGCUAUGCUCACACUGUUCUUCUACUUGGGCCCCUGGAAAGCCGACCAGAACCUCAGCCACUCUCUAGUUCAACUAAGUCACAACUUUACCAUCAUACCAA
Molecule: messenger RNA, 579 nt
Organism: Lindgomyces ingoldianus
Lineage: Eukaryota; Fungi; Ascomycota; Dothideomycetes; Pleosporales; Lindgomycetaceae
Product: translation machinery associated TMA7
Exons: 3
Coding region: 121-327 (68 amino acids)
Source: RefSeq, a predicted model, not a curated record